AUGGCCCAGCAUGAUUCUCUUUCCACUUCGGGGGGCCUUGGUCUUGCUAGGCUUGAAGGCCGCCUUGCAGAGAGCUUCUUUGCUCCUCAUACUCCCACUUAUGGAAGCAAGUUUCAGUUGGACGUCAGCCCGGUUCACUCCACAUCUCCAGUGUCUCAACCUAGCAACCUGAAACCGGCCACAACCUGUGCCCUGAAGCACAAAGGUUUUCUGGCCAUUGCUGCCCGUGCCUUCCAGGAAUCUGUGAAGCUUCCAGACGGCCCACCACCGGCAGUAUGGGCCCCACACAACAAAAUGCACUCAUACUAUGAAUGGCUCCUCUACAGGUUUGGCGCAGAGCUCCAGUCUAAUCUUCGCCGGCAGGGGGUUUUUGACUACCUGACUUUUCGAAACGAGUGGCUUCGUCACGGUCGGAGCAUUACAGAUAACAUCCGUGCCGAAUGGGGUCUGCAUCCACUUGGUUCGACUGCGGCAGUUAAGACAACCCUGGAGACGGAAUAUACUGAGGCCGCGGUUCGUGCUGUGGAGGCUACAGUCAAGUUUCCCACGAUGCCUCCCCCAGAAGGAUGGAGGCUUGGUGACGGUCUCCAUCCUUAUUAUGACACCAUGCUCCGCCGAUUCCAUAAUCACAUGUGCGAUAUGUUGGAGCAAUGGGGCGCUGGAUUAUUUCAAAGAAGAGCAGAAGCUAGCGAUGCUGUUGGCAGUUACAAGGAAUACAUCAUCCGCGAGUAUCGAAAAACAUGGAUCCAAAUGUUUGGUAUCCCGGACCUUAAAGUUUCUGUCGACGUUCAGCCCUCUUCUGUUAACUAA
This is a messenger RNA of Coccidioides immitis RS, 810 nucleotides long. RefSeq lists its product as uncharacterized. Bases 1 to 810 code for a protein of 269 amino acids. The transcript is spliced from 2 exons. Lineage: Eukaryota; Fungi; Ascomycota; Eurotiomycetes; Onygenales; Onygenaceae. The record is from RefSeq and is a predicted model, not a curated record.